AGGUUCAUCACGUUCAAAAUGUCGCAAUCUGUAACUCCUAUCCGAGCAUGGAAUCGCAGGGGGGGCACGACUUUCUCUCGUGCACGACUGCCGUAGACCGCGGCAGUUCAGGUACAUUCAGCAACAAGUUUUUACCAAAGAAACACUUGAGUUUUGACUGGUGCUCUCCAGUGGACAAGUUCGGUGCAAACUGAUCACACGAUACUUCAGGAUGCAGCUGUCAAGGAUACCGUCACUCCUCGUCGUCUGUUACCUGAUAUUGACAUGCGUGACAGCCGCCCCUAGUCCACAGGAACCUGCGUUCGAAAUUCCAGUACAGCUUGUCGGUUUCCCCGUGAUAAUAGCUGCCGUAAGAAUAACGAAUUUCGUGAAAAAGUUAGCCUACUCCUUGAACCCUGAAACUUACACGAGUCGCGUAAGAAGAUCGUUGCCGCGUCCUCACGAGGAAGAAAUUCUCGACGUUGGACAAGUCGAGAAAAAGCUCAUAGCCGAGCUUGGGAAUAACGUUUGCAUUUACGAGAGGAUAUGCUUCCGGUAUGCAGCCAGGACUCUUCAGCGCAGAAGCAAGGAACGGGUCCUGGAUUGGGAUAACGUGUUCAGUCAGUAUAAAUCAUCGCCUGAUCCAAUGAAGGAGAAUUACUUGUUGAGCGUUUUCAUGGGCGACAUCAUCGGCAGUCCUAACCUCUGUCAUCAGUUGGCCAAACGUGGACGUGGAUGCAAUGACGAGCUAUCCGAUUGAUGUGACAUCGACAAACCAUUAUCUAAGAUAGAGCUGGAGCCUUGUAUAGAUUGUAAAUAAUUCAUGUACAUCUUAAUACGUCCUACUGUUUGUAUAAUAAAUUAUUAAGCGUUAGGAGAAAGACUGGAGAUAAAAGAAAUGGAGGUAGGAUCCUCUUAUAUUUUGUUCGGGGACCUCGACCUCCACUUUCUCCGAUUGGCUUUACUUUGGCGCCAGUUUCAUGAAUAGUUAUACACUCGGACGUCGUCGUCGUCAUUAAUCAUGGGAUGACUUUUUGGAUUCCCCGCGUAUGUACAUAGAUAAGGGAUUAUUUAACGAGUAAGGAAGUUUUUGUGAAAUAAAUAUUUCAAAAAAGAAAAAAAUAAUAAUG
Messenger RNA from Cephus cinctus (wheat stem sawfly), 1109 nucleotides. RefSeq lists its product as uncharacterized. The record is from RefSeq and is a predicted model, not a curated record. Lineage: Eukaryota; Metazoa; Arthropoda; Insecta; Hymenoptera; Cephidae. Bases 212 to 739 code for a protein of 175 amino acids. The transcript has 4 exons.